This is a messenger RNA of Carcharodon carcharias (great white shark), 2145 nucleotides long. It is a transcript of the gene gal3st3, whose product is annotated as galactose-3-O-sulfotransferase 3. The record is from RefSeq and is a predicted model, not a curated record. NCBI's taxonomy places the organism in Eukaryota, Metazoa, Chordata, Chondrichthyes, Lamniformes, Lamnidae. Bases 1 to 1353 code for a protein of 450 amino acids. The transcript is spliced from 3 exons. Gene Ontology annotation, biological process: glycolipid biosynthetic process. Gene Ontology annotation, molecular function: galactosylceramide sulfotransferase activity. Gene Ontology annotation, cellular component: membrane.
AUGGUGCAAACCUUCCGUUUGCCACAGUGCGAACGGGCAAAAAAAUCGACCAAGAUGAACUCGACGUCAGCGGCUCUGGCAGAAGCUGCAGCCAAGACAGCAGCUAGACCGGCCUGGAGAAUGUCGACCAAGAAAGUGUUUGUGGGACUGACGGCUGUGACUAGUUUGAGCAUCUUUCUGCUCCACAGCUAUCACUUCAACUGGGAGAGCCAUCACAGGAGCCAUUACAGCACUGUCAGCCCCCCGCAGCCCCUCCCCCGCCGGAAGCAGACAGCCGUGGUCUUCCUGAAGACCCACAAGACAGCGGGCAGCACCGUGCAGAACAUCCUGUUCCGCUUCGCCGAGCGUCACGACCUGGCAGUGGCCCUGCCGGGGGGGGUGUGCAGCCACCAGAACCACCAGUUCUGCUACCCCCGGCCCUUCAGCCGCCUGUUCGUGCACCCGCUGACCAGGCCCCCCCGCAUCGUGGCCUCGCACCUGCGGCUGGGCCUGUCCGAGCUGCGGGGCCUGGUGCCCCCCGACGCCACCUUCGUCACCAUCGUGCGGGAGCCGGCCUCCAUGUUCGAGUCCCUCUUCUCCUACUACGGGCAGCACUCCGUCUCCUUCCGCAGCGCCCCCAACCGUUCCAUCGAGGCCUUCCUGAGCCAGCCCGCCGCCUACUACCGCCCCGAGGAGCGCUUCGCCAUGUUCGCCCGCAACCCGCUGCUCUUCGACCUGGGCGGCGACCCCAACCGCGACCCCGGCGACCGGGCCUACCUGCGGGACUUCAUCCUGGGCCUGGAGUCCGUCUUCUCCCUGGUCAUGGUGGCCGAGCACUUCGACGAGUCCCUGGUCCUCCUCCGCCGGCUGCUGUCCUGGGACCUGGAGGACGUCACCUACCUGAGGCUCAACGCCCGCAGCAAGGCCUCUCGGACCCAGCUGACCGGCGAGCUGCCCGACCAGGCCCGCAGGUGGAACCGGCUGGACGCCCAGCUCUACCAGCACUUCAACGCCAGCCUGUGGGCCAAGCUGCGGGCCCUGGGCCCCGCGUGGCUCCGGCGGGAGCUGGGCCUCUUGCGCCAAGCCAACGGCCGGCUGGCCCGCGACUGCUUCGGGGUGACCGGUCCUGGGCCUCCACCCGCCCUCCAGGCCUCCCAGAUCCAGGAUAAGGAGCUCCGGCCUUGGCAGCCCAGCGGCGGCGUCAGCAUCCUGGGCUACGAGCUGCCCAGCAACCUCUCCCUGCCCCCCUCCCUGGCGGCCUCUUGCCUACGCCUCAUCACCCCCGAGGUCUCCUACUCCCGCCGGCUCCUCACGAAGGCAGCCAUGAGGGCCCCGCUACAGAGGAGGAACAGGCCCAACUGGGAGGGAGACUGAGACCCGCACGCACUCCAAAACGUGACCCAUCGAGCAGGUGACCAGACUAACCCACCCCUGACCGACUGACCGUUAACAAUUCUGUUAACCAAUCCGUAAUUAAUCCAUUAACUAACUGACCAAUAACCAAAACAUUACUCAACGAUCGAUGAUUAAUCUAUUAGUGAACCAUCCGAAAAUUAAUCCAUUGGUUAAUCCAAUAAUGAACUUAUUGGUUAUCAAUCAGCAAUGACUAACUCAGUUGUCUGACUCAGUAGUUAACUAUCUGAAUAUUAAUCACUGAUAAUUAAUCCGCGAGUUAUCAGGCUGAUUACCAAUCGAUUAGUGAAAGGAUCCAUAAUUAUUCAAAGAAGCAGCCGCUUGAUAACUAGGUAAUUGAUCAGUUGUUAAUCAAUUAGUCAAACGCUAGGCAACUCGUCAUCAGUUAAUCCACUGACAAAGAAUGAAUUAAUCCACUGAAGUAGUUCAUGGUCAGUUUGUUAACUGGGAAUUAAUUACCGGGUAAAUAAUAAUUCGGUAAUUAACCAGCACAAACCGGGGGAGCAGUAUUUGUGCAGAGUUAAUGCUCUUUCCCCUGGAGAUUCCCUCCCUGAGCUGGACUGAAUGUUAAAUAAAUUCAACUUGAACAAUGGGAUCACUGAUGCACUUUAACCUUCGACCCUUCCACUUCACCAGCAACAGUGUCCUACCCCUCAACUUGCUCAACACCCUCAACCACUAACCCCCCCCACCCCCCGACACCUACUACCUAACUCCUCACCCCCUCGAAGCUCCACACUUCCUCACCCUGUC